GAACUAUAUUGAAAGCAACAUAAAUAAAGAGGAAGUAAAAAGUUCAAGUUAUCAUCAACAACACUGAAAACUUUUCAUCUGCUCUCAGCAAUUCAUCACAGACAGAGGAAGACAUGUCCAAGAGCGUCCAAGAAAUGUCCAUGGAUAGUGAUGAACCACCAUCAGCAUAUGUAGUUGAAAGAAAUAGCUUUGGAUCUAAAGAUUCUUCAACUCUGAUUCCAAUACCCAUCAUUGAUGUAAGCCUCCUCUCAUCAGAAGAUGAGCAAGGGAAACUAAGAUCUGCUCUGAGUUCAGCAGGAUGCUUCCAGGCAAUUGGUCAUGGAAUGUCAAGUACAUAUCUUGAUAAAAUUCGUGAAGUUGCAAAACAUUUUUUUGCACUUCCAGUGGAGGAAAAGCAGAAGUAUGCCCGAGCAGUUAAUGAAGCUGAAGGGUAUGGAAAUGACAGAGUAGUUUCAAAGAAGCAAGUCCUUGACUGGUCCUAUCGCCUAUCUCUUCGAGUUUUCCCAAAGGAAAAACGAAGGCUUUCUCUUUGGCCAGAAAAUCCUAGUGAUUUUGGUGAGUCCUUAGUUGAGUUUUCUACCAAAGUGAAAUCCAUGAUGGAUCAUCUACUGAGAACCAUGGCAAGGUCACUGAAUUUGGAAGAAGGCAGCUUCUUGAGCCAGUUUGGAGAACAAUCAUCACUAGUAGCAAGGUUCAACUUCUAUCCACCUUGUUCAAGACCUGAUUUGGUUCUCGGUGUCAAACCUCACACAGAUAGAUCAGGAAUCACAGUUCUGUUGCAAGACAGAGAAGUGGAAGGUCUUCAAGUUCUAGUAGAUGACAAAUGGGUCAAUGUCCCCACAAUACCUGAUGCUCUUGUUGUCAAUCUCGGCGAUCAAAUGCAGAUCAUGAGCAAUGGAAUAUUCAAGAGCCCAAUGCACAGGGUUUUGACAAACACAGAGAGGUUGAGGAUGUCUGUGGCGAUGUUUAAUGAGCCAGAACCAGAGAAUGAAAUUGGACCGGUUGAAGGGCUGAUAAAUGAGACACGACCAAGGUUGUAUAGAAACGUUAACAACUAUGGUGAUAUCAACUAUAGGUGCUAUCAAGAGGGGAAAAUAGCUCUUGAGACUGUCCAAAUUGCACAUAACUCUGAUAAGAAGUGAGACGAUUUCACCUUUGAAUUCCUCAUAAUAAUAAAGAUCUUGACUGCUGUAAACAUAUUAAUGUUCCAAAUUAGGGUAAGAGAGACAUGAAUGGUUUAGUACUUAAGUUGUUAUGAAACAAUGACUAGUUAUAUACACCCUCCGGUCACUAUUAUAAGUAAAAGUUAGUAGUUUAGAUUCAUUCAAUAAAUGAUGUAUGUGGUAAUUAAAAUGAUCACAUACAUCAUUUAUUGAAUGAACCUACAAAGCUAACUUUUGCUUAUAAUAGUGACCGGAGUGUGUAUUUCAACUUUUGAGAGUAUGUUACCUUGCUUGUAUGCUAUUUUGCUCAAUUAGUUUUUUUUCAUUCAUUUAA
Molecule: messenger RNA, 1497 nt
Organism: Lotus japonicus
Lineage: Eukaryota; Viridiplantae; Streptophyta; Magnoliopsida; Fabales; Fabaceae
Product: jasmonate-induced oxygenase 4-like
Exons: 4
Coding region: 114-1142 (342 amino acids)
Source: RefSeq, a predicted model, not a curated record